This is a messenger RNA of Bacillus rossius redtenbacheri, 5080 nucleotides long. It is a transcript of the gene rst, whose product is annotated as irregular chiasm C-roughest protein. Gene Ontology annotation, cellular component: plasma membrane; cell-cell junction. Gene Ontology annotation, biological process: cell-cell adhesion. The transcript has 12 exons. The coding region runs from base 301 to 2475 and encodes 724 amino acids. NCBI's taxonomy places the organism in Eukaryota, Metazoa, Arthropoda, Insecta, Phasmatodea, Bacillidae. The record is from RefSeq and is a predicted model, not a curated record. Gene Ontology annotation, molecular function: cell adhesion molecule binding.
UUCGGUCACUCGACGUCCCUGGCUCUGAAGCCGGACUUUGUGACGUGAGUGACAUCUCGGGAGUUUGAAAUCGGCGAGUUGAAAGUCAAGAGAAUUCGGAGAUUCUUGGAAAAGACACGGGGAAUCCGAGGUGAAACUGUCGAGCUCCAGUCUGCCGUCACCCGAAUGAAUGCUGCUUCGAAGUUGAACUCUAACAAGCAGGUCCAAAACUUGGGCGCGCGCGCGGGGACCGGGGUCAUGCGCACAACUCCGAGGAGCACCAACUGAAGCUGAGACGCUGAAGCACUUGGUCCGAGCGGCAUGGCGGGGGCCAGGCUGUGCGUGCUCUUGGCGCUGCUGGCGACGCUGGGCAGCGGCGAGCAGAGGUUCGCGAUGGAGCCGCAGGACCAGACGGCCAUCGUGGGCAGCCGAGUGACCCUGCCGUGCCGGGUCAUCAACAAGACGGGCGUGCUGCAGUGGACCAAGGACGACUUCGGCCUGGGCACGCACCGCAACCUGUCGGGCUUCGACCGCUACUCCAUGAUCGGCAGCGACGAGGAGGGCGACUACUCGCUGGACAUCUUCCCCGUGAUGCUGGAGGACGACGCGCGCUACCAGUGCCAGGUGGGGCCCGGCCCGCGCGGAGAGCCAGGCAUCCGCUCCAAGUUCGCCAACCUCACGGUGCUGGUGCCGCCCGAGCCGCCGCGCAUCGUGCAGGGAGACUUCCUGGUCACCACGGAGGACCGCGAGAUCGAGCUGGAGUGCGUGUCCAUGGCGGGCAAGCCCGCUGCCGAGAUAACGUGGAUCGACGGCCUCGGGAACGUGAUGAACGACGGGCUGGAGUACAUAGUGUCCUCGCUGCCCGACGGCCGGCGGUUCAACGCCAAGUCCAUACUGAGGCUGACCCCCAAGAAGGAGCACCACAACACGACCUUCACCUGCCAGGCCCAGAACCAGGCCGACCGCACAUACCGCAGCGCCAAGCUCCGUCUUGAGGUGAAGUACGCGCCCAAGGUCAGCCUGAGCGUGGCGGAGGCCAAGGAGGACCGGCUGGUGGAGGGCCAGGACGUGACGCUGGACUGCCGGGCCGAUGCCAACCCGCAGGAGCUGACGUACCGCUGGUACUUGGACGACGAGCCGGUGCCCGGGGACUACACCACGCGCCUGGUGCUGUCCAACGUGUCGCGCCGGUUCCACGACGCCAUCGUCAAGUGCGAGGUGCACAACCCGGUGGGCAAGAGCGAGGAGUCGGAGACCCUCGACAUCAGCUACGGUCCCCGGUUCCGCGCGAGGCCGCGCAGCCUGCAGGCGGACGCCGGCGACACAGUCACGCUGUCCUGCGACGUGGACGGGAACCCUGCGCCGGAGAUCGAGUGGCGGCAGGACACCACCCACAAGGUGGUCGGCACUGCUGCCAACCUCACGCUGAAGGUGGAGGAGGGCACUGCGGGGCGGUACCUGUGCCGCGCCAGCGUGCCGCGCUUCCCGGACGCCCGCGCCGAGGCCACGGUGUACCUGCGCGGCCCGCCCAACAUCACCAGCCACGGCGCGCAGCUGGGCGUGCAAGGGGACGGCGCCCGGCUCGAGUGCGUGGCGGCGUCCGUGCCGAGGCCCGACCGCGUGCUGUGGACGCACCGGGGCAGCGAGGUGGGCACGGACGACAAGGACUACACCGUGCUGGAGGAGCCGCUGCCCGGCGGCGUGCGGAGCACGCUGGUGAUCCGCGAGUCCCGGGAGCAGCACUUGGGCUCCUACAACUGCAGCGUCUCCAACCCGUACGGCAGCGCCGUCGCCGAGAUACAUCUCGAGGCUCGGAAAAAUUUUCCCUUACUGAUGAUUCUGACUGGAGUUAUUGGAGGUGUGGUCGUAAUCAUCGCCAUAGCAAUGGUCAUCAUCCUGUGUCAAAGAAGAGAAAAGAAACCACAAGGCGACUGCAGAGACGUGGAGAAGCAGUGCAAGGAGUCGGACCGCUCGUCCAACAUCUCGGAGCUGAAGAUGGAGCUGCGGACGGGCUCGUCGGUGAGCAACGUGCACUGCGAGCUAGAGUACGGGCCCGGGGACUCCGAGACGGGCAGCGAGAGCGUCGUGACCCGGGUGGGGGUGCCAGUCGCGCUCCCCGCCAACGGAGGGGAGCACCUGUACCCCCGCUACUCCGCGGAGUUCACCGACCCCACCUUCUCCCCGAACAAGGACGGACAGAACAACAACGGCUACGUCCCGUACGUGGACUACGCGCGGGACUACAACCCCCCUCCGCCCGUGGAGAGCCGCGAGGCGCCGGCGAUAGACCCGCGCUACUCGGCCGCGUACGGCAACCCCUACCUGCGCGGCGCCGGCGCGGCGCUGCCCGCCCCGCCCCCCUACUCCUCGUCGGCGGCACGCAACGGGGCGGCGCCCCAGGUGGCCCGGCUGCCCAGCUCGCCCACCCCCCAGUACAUCGUGCCCAGCUCGCAGCCGGCGCCCGUGCGCCGCGGCACGCUCGCCACGCACGUAUAAUACACAGCCUCCUCCGAGUAACCAGGGUGCAGCGCGCGGGGGUUGUGCCCAUCGAGUUCUCCGACACGGCGCAAUAGCUACUCUCGCUUCGCUACCAAACUUAAAUGUUUUGACGCGUUAGGUUUUUUUUUUUUUUUAACUAAAGAAAUGCGUUCUUUCACAUAUUUUCUGAAUAAUUUAGUAUCAGAACAACACCAAACAUUACAAAGAGUAUCGUACACUUUGCCAGCAUACGUGAGAGUUGUUGCAGAACCAGAGGCUUUUGUAAACUAAUAACAAAUCUUGAAAAUACUAUGGUGAACCCCAAAAAAAAAAAAGCUUUCGAGUUUUGAUUGCGUCAUGCUGUUUACAUAAUGUCGUACAUUUAUGAGUUGUGACAGACCCGCAUAUUACAUUAUUGUAUACGAAUUCAUGCAAGAGUUGAUUACCAUAGUUAUAAUAAUGGUGGUUCAUCCCAGAAAGCUGUGCUUCUCUCUCACUAAAUAACAAGUCACAUUUCUCUACAGGAAAUAAAUUUUAAAAUUUGUCAUUUUCUACAAAAACAUUUGUUCUCAAUAUUGGGAUAAAUUUUGCAUGUAAUUCAUAUUGUUUACUUUUAACCACUAAACUUGCCCAAGUCAGGUAAUGCUGGUGACUGUAACAAUAAUGCUGGCAAAUACUGUGCAGCUGGAUUCAUUACUUUUAACUUGGCAACUUAUAAUUUGUACGGUUUCUUAAAGUUUUUUUUUUUUUAAUCGGCAACGAAAUGAUGGUGAAAGGAUGAAUUCUCGAUGAUGCAACAUUCACUGCGACUGCACCAAAAACCAAAAAGCCUUGCCUUUUCACGAGUACAAUAGUCGUGUACUUGGUGUUUAGAAGUCUUCAGACUGUAUCCACAAGAUAAUAGCUGCAGAGGUUUCAAACUAUGAAUCAUCAGAGCUUCCAAGUUUAUUUACUUCUCGUAGGUGACAAGGCGUAUUGUUAAUGAUUAGAUACAUACCAAAGACUUUUUUCUUACAUAACAAAUUUUCUUCAUUACGUUAAAGGGAAAAAAUUAAUAAACAGUUUCAUUUUGAAUAAUGCCAGGCAAAAAUGCUGUUGCAUUUUCUUUCCAUGAAAGAUGGUAGCAAACAAGAAUGAACUUGGCUUUGCCAAGCUUCACAGACUUCCAAUGCUGUGUCCUGGAAUUUACGUAAAUGUUGCUUGGUGUUAUUCGACGAAAGAUCUCAGCCUGUGUCCUGCGCAAAGUGGAAUACACUGACGUGUCCUGCAACGAUGAAGCGUGUGCUCAUAACGAAACACUGCUCGACUUAAAACUAAGUUUUGUUUUAGAACAACGUAAAAUCAACGAUGUGUGUGCAUGAUGAUUGCUUGUAUACUUUCGUUGAUGUUAUUGAAUCUGUACUAGAUGGGCUUUGUCGCUCUCCUCUGCUCCAUGCUACCGAACUGGCACAACGUAGAGGACAUCUUGUCUGUGAUUACGACUUCUGCGUGUACUCGCUACGAACGAACCUAAACUUGUUUUCCAUUAAUGUUUUGUUUCACUUGGAGUUAAAAGUUGUUGUCAUGAAAACUGAUUUAAUGUUAGAAUAUGUUUCUGGAAAUUUAAAAAAUAUACAGGCCUAAUGACUCAAUUUUUUUUGGGGACAAUGUUUUCUUUACUGAAGUAAAUAAAAAGUGUUUUGAAUGUUUAAUACAAUGAAGUAAGGUCUGAUGUAACUAGUUGCCAAAUGGCUUUUAUCAACUUUAUACUCCAUGUCAAUUCAAUGCAAAAAGCACUGUUAUGUUCCGUGACAUGAGCAGCCAAGUGUUAAUAUCAUGUGAUAGUUGUUGAGUAUGAAGUUGGUAUUUUUAUACUGUAGUUGGUAGCCAAUGGACUGCCAGUCCUCUCCCGUCCCUUCAGCUGCUGAAAAUAGUCGUUAUCGGCAUUACUGUGGCGACUGCUGACUUGUGUGAAAAAGCGUGAUUGUACCACUAAUCGAUUUUGUGUUGGCUCGAUUUGCCUGUGUCCGAUGCCAACAUCUGCACAGCAGAACACGUGUCUACUGAAUGCGGAAUUAAAAAUUCAGGAAAGUAAGGAUAUGUUAAAAACUUAACAAUUUUAAUAAAUAACACUGGUACUGUCAAAUGCUCAAAAGUCAGGAUACCUAAAUUUUAAUUUCAUUUAAAGUAAUUUAAUAUUUGGAUAAGUUAUACCUUAUCAAUAGCGUACAGCUGUUAAAACUCACUGAAGCAAUACAAUCGUCAAUUUUCAGCAUUUAUUAGAGCAUCUCAGACAGCAUUUCUUUGUAGUCCAAAUGUGCAAAAAGAACAACCAGACUAAAUUUUUGAUGUUAGAAAUAUCAGCUCUAAUAACUUGGACUUGCUGAUUAUAAAGUUGUUACAGACUUAUCCCUAGGAGUAAACUGCAACGUGAAAAACCUAAUCGUAAAUUUUUCUGGGCACCGUAUUCCUGAAAUCAGCAAUUGCCAAUAUUUAGUGAGCUCAAGUUUGUAUUUUUCUAUCUAUGAUGUCCUGUUUUGAAUCUAUCAACACCAUGUUGUGUAUGUUUUGCAGUUGUGUAGAUACAUAGUUUCAAUUACUGGUAAAAAAAUAUGAAUUUUUUUUUGUUGGGGGGGGGGGGGGG